Molecule: messenger RNA, 2892 nt
Organism: Musa acuminata AAA Group (dessert banana)
Lineage: Eukaryota; Viridiplantae; Streptophyta; Magnoliopsida; Zingiberales; Musaceae
Product: ethylene-responsive transcription factor RAP2-13-like
Exons: 3
Coding region: 447-1391 (314 amino acids)
Biological process (GO): regulation of DNA-templated transcription
Cellular component (GO): nucleus
Molecular function (GO): DNA-binding transcription factor activity; sequence-specific DNA binding
Source: RefSeq, a predicted model, not a curated record
GCUCCUUCCCUGAGCAGAGAAAAAAGGACUCCAAUUUUCAACUCCAACUUGGUGAGCUGAGAGAUCCUCUGCAGGUUAUCAAGGAGUAAUAUUUGAUUUAGUUUCUCCUUCUUCAACUCCUGUUUUGAUCUAGUUGUUGUCUCUCAAGGUGAGAUAGAGAGGCCAUUCUUUGGCCAUUUUCUUGCAAUAAUUUCUGCAACAAGAGGUCUCCAUUUCAUCAUAGAACAGAAAUCCAGACCAUUUGUUCUUGGGUUUCUGCUCUUCUACAGAUUUCCUCAGUUCAGGGGCUUAUUUUUCUCUGCCCUCAGUUUGGUUCUCAGUUCUCUGUUCUUCUGAUAUCCUAGUUUAUUACACCUGCCCUGUUCCUUGCUUGGUUUUAGAACCAGUUGGAUUUGUUCUUCUAGCUAAUUUAGCUAAAACUUCUUGUUUUUCUUCAUAGAGAAGUCAUGGCCACUGCUGUGGAUAUGCAUAAUACCAUGCAAGUUUUCUCAUCAUCUUCAUCAGAUCCUUUGAGUGAAGCACUUGAAGCAAUUCAAGGUGCUCCAAGUCCAUACCUCCCCAGCUCUUCCCCUUCCGAGUCGUCUCCUUUCUCCUGUGACCAUCAUCAAAAUCCAAUCUUUGAUUCCUACUGUGGUUCCUUUUCGACAACAAUCGACAUGGCCGCAAUGAGCUUCUUGAGCCGAAUCCAAGACGACUAUGCCCUCGGCCGACAAGCUCGAAUCGGCCUCAAUUACUUACCCGCUGUUCAAUUCCAACAUCCACUCUCGGCAGCUGCCGAGCAGCAGCAAAUGGCUUACGCGGGCUUCCUUGGCCCCCGGCCGCAAUCCAUGAAACGAUCUGGCUGCUCCGCGUCGCCUCCGAAGCCCACCAAGCUCUACCGCGGUGUCCGGCAGCGCCAUUGGGGGAAAUGGGUCGCCGAGAUCCGCCUCCCCCGGAACCGCACUCGCCUCUGGCUCGGGACCUUCGAUACCGCAGAGGAAGCUGCCAUGGCCUAUGACCGUGCAGCAUUCAAGCUCCGGGGCGACGCCGCGAGGCUCAACUUCCCGGAACUUAGAAGAAAUGGAGCUCAUUUCGGCGCACCGCUCCACUCCUCUGUUGACGCCAAGCUCCAAGCCAUCUGCGAGAGCAUGGUCAGUUCACAGAAACAGGGGAAGACUAGACCAAACGUGGCAGCAGCGAACGAAAUCAUCAGCUCAGGCUCAGAGGACAACAAAUCCGAGAGCUCGUCUUCCCUCGAGGGAGACGAGACCUCCUCAGGAACAACAGCUGCCUCCCAAAUCCAGUACUUGGACUUCACUGAGGCACCAUGGGAUGAAUCAGAGAGCUUUAAGUUGCACAAGUAUCCAUCAUGGGAGAUCGACUGGGACUCUAUUCUCUCUUCCGAUCAGUAGUUCAUGUCAUGUUGUAAUCCUUUAGCUUUCUUCAGGUUCUGCUCUGUUAGUGGGUGUCUCCGGUGGCUGCUGCAAAUGGAUUUUUAGGCAUUGGCAUGGCCACUAUGUUGGUCUUAAUAAGCUUGAUGGUUCGAGUCUUAUGGAUGUUGCUUGUAGUCGAUCUCCAGGUAGUGUGAUGAUACAAAUCCAUGAAUACUGGAUUGAAGCCUUCAGCAAGAAGAAAUUGGAUGCAAUGUUUUCUGACUGGACAGAGAAAAAUGAACAGUAUUAUGAUGAGAAAAUCAUUGAGCACAGAUCUCAAAUCUACUAUCCUUGGAAAGAAAGCUUUGAAUAAUGCAUCAAGUGGUGAUACAUGAGCUGGAAGACUGAUAGGCAAAAGAUGCUACAUUGCCUUCAAACUUCAGAGACAACUCAAAUUGGUUCCAAGCACAAAGCUGCAAACUCAAAACAACUUUACAACCAUGAAACAGGUGUUCUUGCCUCAUAUCAAGUGAGAAAGUAUCACCUCAAUACACACUGAUUACAUCAAACCUCAUUCUACAAGACAAUAGAUUCAGGCAUGUCCUCUGCCUGCAAGUGGGUCAGGUAAUGAUCCACCCCCAUCUUGAUCUGACACUAACCUGGUGGGUACUUCGCAGGAUCAGAUUGGGUUCUUGACAUGAUUAAACUUCUCGACCAAUUCAACUGAUGAGUGCCAAUCAAGUUUCUUGCAGCAAGAUCCUUCACUACUUUCUUUUCUCUUGUUAGUCUGCAGAAGUUGACUACCUAUUGUUGAUGACAGGAAAUAACUGAAGUGGACAGUGAGCUUUGCAUUGCAUUCUUAUGUGUGCUGAAGAAAGCCAGUUCUUCCAUAUGCCAUGGAUGAAAAGAGGAAGAAGCAUCUGGAUUCCUCUUUGCUUGUCCUGUGAGGACUCCAUUUUUACAGAGAAGGAAGCACAGUCCAAGCUGUCACCAAUUGUUAUUCCUAAUCAUCACAGUUGACCAAACCACUCACUUGCCACAUACCACCAACUGUAUCUUCUCUUUCCUUUCUUUAAACAUCUUUAGACUUCUGAUAGACUUCAAUAUCAUGGUCAUGCUCUCAGGGGAGAGUUCUUGACCCAGCAACAAGACUGAUCCAUUGCAGUUGUCCUAGUGGUGAAAGCCUCCUGCAAUACUCAGUCUCAUUACUUUGUGAAGGCAUCCAAUCUUCAUCUUCUAUGUUGUUUCACAGGUCAGCUCCUGAUCUCCAGGCUUCCACCCAAAAGCAGUGGAAAGUAGCCAUGUCUGAGUUGGUUGAUAUUGUCUCACAGGUCAGCAGAAUGCAUUCAUUUCUGACAUGAAGUGGGUUAUCAAGGCCUGUUGACUUUUGCUGCCUUUUCAAGUUGUUCAUCAUUUUUGUAUUUGUUUCUUAAUUCAUCAAAACCUAUCAAAGAGUGAUAGGAUGCACAUAGGAAUGCUGUUUUUCAAAGGCUAAUCAGCCAACCUUUGCAAAGUCAACCAAGUGGCAUAGACACUCAAA